Melitaea cinxia (Glanville fritillary) is the source of this 2223-nucleotide messenger RNA. RefSeq names its product casein kinase II subunit alpha (gene CkIIalpha). Gene Ontology annotation, molecular function: protein serine/threonine kinase activity; ATP binding. The transcript is spliced from 7 exons. Gene Ontology annotation, cellular component: cytosol; nucleus; protein kinase CK2 complex. Gene Ontology annotation, biological process: protein phosphorylation. The record is from RefSeq and is a predicted model, not a curated record. The coding region runs from base 300 to 1355 and encodes 351 amino acids. Lineage: Eukaryota; Metazoa; Arthropoda; Insecta; Lepidoptera; Nymphalidae.
UAUAAUAGGGGCGGGAGGGAGAGAGGAGAACAAGACUAGAGCAAUGGUAGAUGGAUGGAUGGGCGUCCAUCUUGAAUUUCGCUGAAUUUGUGCCGGUUAUGUGAUAAAAGUGUAAUUUGUAUAUUAGACCUCCAGUUUAUUGUUAAUUUUCAAGAAGUUAAUGUAUUCUUUUACUAUUUAUUGUUUAAAAUAGGAUCAUAUACAGGAAUGUUUUAGUAUCAUUACUCAAGACAUAUGCGAUUUCCGGUAAGAGUGUCGUCGACAAGACCUUAGGUUGGCAAAGACCGAAUUAUUAUACGAUGGCAGUACCUAGUAGAGCCCGGGUAUAUGCCGAUGUAAAUUCACAAAAGCCAAGAGAAUAUUGGGACUACGAAAGCUAUGUGGUGGAUUGGGGGAAUCAAGAAGACUAUCAGUUAGUGCGAAAGCUUGGGCGCGGAAAAUACAGUGAAGUUUUUGAGGCAAUAAAUAUCACAAACAAUGAGAAAUGUGUAGUGAAAAUACUAAAGCCUGUUAAAAAGAAGAAAAUUAAACGAGAAAUAAAAAUACUAGAAAACCUAAGAGGAGGCACAAACAUAAUUACUCUGCAAGCUGUUGUGAAAGAUCCAGUAUCUCGCACACCGGCCUUAAUUUUUGAACAUGUGAACAACACUGAUUUUAAGCAACUAUAUGCAACACUGUCAGACUAUGAUAUAAGGUAUUACUUGUACGAACUUUUGAAGGCUUUAGAUUAUUGCCACAGUAUGGGCAUCAUGCACAGAGAUGUGAAACCACAUAAUGUGAUGAUUGACCAUGAUAAUAGAAAGCUACGUCUCAUUGACUGGGGUCUAGCAGAGUUCUACCAUCCCGGGCAGGAGUACAAUGUUCGCGUAGCUUCUAGAUACUUUAAGGGUCCAGAGCUCUUAGUUGAUUAUCAAAUGUAUGAUUAUUCUCUUGAUAUGUGGUCUUUAGGAUGUAUGUUAGCAUCCAUGAUCUUCCGAAAAGAGCCUUUCUUCCAUGGUCACGAUAAUUAUGACCAGCUUGUACGUAUUGCAAAGGUGCUGGGCACUGAAGAACUAUUUGAAUAUUUGGAUAAAUAUCAUAUAGAAUUAGAUCCUCGGUUUAAUGACAUUCUGGGCAGACAUUCUCGUAAGCGAUGGGAGAGAUUUGUACAUUCAGAAAAUCAACAUUUGGUGUCUCCAGAAGCCUUAGAUUUUCUUGAUCGUCUUUUACGUUAUGAUCACUAUGAGCGCUAUACAGCCCGCGAAGCAAUGGAUCAUCCGUACUUUUACCCAAUUGUAAAGGAACAAGGCCGAAUGGUUUCUUCAAAUUCUCCUAGUCCUAAUGCAUUGCAAGGACCAAUAAAUGCAGCAGAGUAAUUAUUGUUAUUGAAUUCCAUAAUGCUCUUUAUUAAACUAUAUACUGAAGUAUUUACCUGUACAUGAAUUUCCGUGAAUGAGAGGAAAGGCAAGAAUAACACCAAGUACUGUUUACAGUAAGCAUAAUGAAUACAGAAAAGAUAUGACAGUGUGUUGUUUCCAUUCAGUGUACAACUCUGGUCUAUUUCUUAUGUAACUAAAUGGAAGUAAAUUUGGAAAGACAAUAUAAUUUAGUGUUUAAUAUUAGUAAAAUCCGGUUUAUUAAUUGUUUUUAAAGUGUUUUGUCUCUGGUACAAACCAACGAGUCCAAGGAAAUGUACACUAAUAUUACUUUAAAUUAUCUAAUGGGUUUAAAAUUUUAAAGAAUUUAGAUUCAGCAAGCAUCUUUUAUGUUAAGUUCAAUAUGAAUUAUCGAAAUAACGAGAACUUCUGGAGUUUCAUUGCACUUGAUCUUUUGCAUUUAUUAACCUAUGGUAUUGAUAUUGUAAUUACUUGUAUGAUAUAUUGAUAACACCUGCCUACCAUUUGCAAAUACUGGUUAGCAACUUUUUGUUGGUACUAUUAAAAUUUUGUAUUUAUGUUAUAAUAAUAAUAUGUAGAUAUGUGUGAUAAAUACAAAAUUUUAAGAUGUAACUGUUUUUUCAUUACACAAAACAAAUACCAGUAAAGUUUAAUUAUUAGAUAUGUCAAAUAAAAUAUUGCUUCUAUUAGUUUAUUUUAGUAAGUUAUGUUAGUGCCCCAUAAUAUAGUUAAAUUGAAUCAAUCGAAAACAUUAAAAUGGGCCUCAUUGAUUAUAAUUUAUUUUUAGUGUGAUAACUACAAGUUAAUGCAUCAAAGUUUUCUUAAUAAAAAAACUAACUAAGGUGAU